UGAUUAAUAAGCCAAAAAUUCGCCCCUAAAAAUUUUUCUUAUUAGCUUCUAUACGUACAGUUCAGUAUAUAUAAUUUAGAAUGUAUAAGUUUCUGGUAUACGAAUUGAAUUGAUGGUUAUAAUUUUCAGUGAAUCAUAUCUGUUAUCUUAAAAUGAAACGGUCACAUGAUGCAAAUAAAAACAUCCUUCUGUUGCAAGCUAUUGAGCAACACUCUGAGCUUUACGAUGUGUGUAACCCGGCAUACAGUGACAGAAAUGUGCAGAUGUUAAUUUGGAAAACAGUAGCAGAAGAAGUGAAUGAAACCGAUGAUAAUUAUUUCAGUGGAUAACUGCAAGGAGACAUGGAAGAAGCUCAGGACAGCUCUGAUGAAAAAUCUGCGUGACCAACCACCAUCAGGAUCAGGCACGACAGCAAAGAAACCCUAUUACUUGCAUGAAUAUAUGGGAUUUGUUAUGCCUCAUUUAAAAUCGAGGGCACAGAGAGGGAAUUUAGAUUUAGAAGUUAUUGAAUGUCCCGAUUAUGAAACCGCAGAGAAUGAAUCGUCAGACCAAAGCUUUGAAGGAAGUUCAUUGAGUGCAAGUGAUAUUGUACAAGAGGGUGAUGCUAGAGAGAAAAGAAGGCUGGUCAAAAGGGUUCAGGUUGAGAGCAAAGCAUCAAAUAUUGAUAAAGCAAUAAUAAGUUACCUAAAAGCAAGAGAGGAGAGAGGAUUGGAAAGGAAUGACCCCGAUUUUAAUUUUCUGAUGUCUAUUUUGCCAGAUAUGAAGAGCUUUGAUAAAAAGAGAAAGUUGAAAUUUAAAAAGAGGAUCUUAGAGUUAAUUACAGAAAAUGUGGAAGAUAGCGACAAUGAUUGUAUAACUAUACUGCAGGUUGACUGUGAUUAGAUCAUGCCAAAUUAACAUUGCUGGAUUACGAACUAUUCUUAUUUCAAUCUGGCUUUUGGUAAAAACUAUCAAUAUAAAUAAACAUCAAAAUGA
Messenger RNA from Styela clava, 975 nucleotides. Lineage: Eukaryota; Metazoa; Chordata; Ascidiacea; Stolidobranchia; Styelidae. The record is from RefSeq and is a predicted model, not a curated record.